Molecule: messenger RNA, 3092 nt
Organism: Drosophila subobscura
Lineage: Eukaryota; Metazoa; Arthropoda; Insecta; Diptera; Drosophilidae
Gene: oaf
Product: out at first protein
Exons: 4
Source: RefSeq, a predicted model, not a curated record
GCGUUUUGUUUCUCUGUUUGCCUGUUGUUCGUUGUUCAUUGUUCAUUCUGCUUUCAACCGUCAUCCGUCGCGCAUCCGCCACUGAAACCCCCCGAAACAACAACAAGAAUAAAGAUUUUAACACGUCGGGAUGGUCGGUGCGCGCUAGGAAACUCUGAAAAUAAAAUAAAAGCAGUGAAUAACAUGUAGGCCGUGCACCGACAAAGUCGAAAACAGUGUCAAAUUGCGAAUUAUUUUUUGAGCGGCUCUGACAGCUGCAUUUUUGUUUUUCCAACGUAGAAAUAAAUUUUAUUUACGACAUUUACGCAAACGAAAACAAACGCAAGUCCGCGACAAGCAGCAAGUGAAAGUGCGACAAUGAUUCUGGAGGGGGAUAAUCCGGAGGUGGCCAUGCUCAACGUGUGCCAGGCAAUGCGCGUGGGUCAAAUGAGAUGGCGCUUCACCCACCGGCGUGCUCUGGCAGCCGCCAAUCUUUUGCGCAAGGAGAAGCGUCACUGCGAUGGCAGCUUCGUGAGCCGCGACCACUUCUUCAGGCACAGUCGCGGUUUCCUUUGGUUCGUGAUUUGCAACCUGCUAGUCUCUGGCAGCACCGGUGGGGCGGAGGCGCAGCUGCUGAUCAACGUCCAGAAUCAGGGUGGCGAGGUGAUCCAGGAGAGCAUUACCUCCAACAUUGGCGAGGAUCUGAUAACACUCGAGUUCCAGAAGACAGACGGAACCCUCAUCACCCAAGUGAUAGACUUCCGCAAUGAGGUUCAAAUCCUCAAGGCCCUGGUGCUUGGAGAGGAGGAGCGUGGCCAGAGCCAGUACCAGGUCAUGUGCUUUGCCACCAAGUUCAACAAGGGGGACUUCAUCUCCUCGGCCGCCAUGGCCAAGCUGCGACAAAAGAACCCCCACACUAUCCGCACUCCGGAGGAGGACAAGGGCCGGGAGACCUACACGAUGAGCAGCUGGGUGCAGCUGAACCGAUCCCUGCCCAUUACGAGGCACUUGCAGACCAUCUGCGCCGAGGCCAUGGACGCAACCUAUGUGCGGGAUGUCGAUCUGAAGUCCUGGGCAGAGUUGCCAGGCUCGUCGAUCUCCAGCCUGGAGGCGGCCACCGAGAAAUUCCCGGACACGCUCUCCACGCGCUGCAACGAAGUGAGCAGCCUGUGGGCGCCCUGCCUGUGCACCCUGGAGACCUGCAUUGGCUGGUAUCCCUGCGGACUGAAAUACUGCAAGGGAAAAGGGGCCGUCGCGGACUCGUCCGGGGCCCAGCAGCAGCAGGCGACGAAUUAUCGCUGCGGCAUCAAGACCUGCCGCAAGUGUACACAGUUCACCUAUUAUGUCCGACAGAAACAACAGUGCCUCUGGGAUGAAUGACGGCGCGGCGAGCUGCAGCUGGUGCAGAUGCAGAUGCGCUGUGCCAGGCGGCGGAGCGACACGGAUGCGAUGGAUGCCUGCGAUGCGGCACUCGGGAUGCAGAUGGGAGUGGCAAGUGAAACAAGAGGAGCGGCGACAAUAACAGGAACAGCGGCAACAACGAAUGGCAGCAGGAGAACAGGAGAGGACACAGAGACAACAACGACGACCAACAAAUUACGCCAACUGCUUUUGUUGGUGCAGCAGCAGAUGCCUUUUGCUCUGUGGAGCUUUCCGGUCCAUCAAAUUUCCCAUCAUCGUCAGAAUGCAGUGAAGAAGGAGAACCAGAAGCAGCAGCAGCAGCAACAGCAGCAGCACCAACAGCCUCAUCAUCAUUCUCAGGUUGCCGCCACAUCAUCCUCCACAUCCACAAUGGCUGCCGUCGUUGCGUGAUAAUGAUAAUGCUGGGAAUAUUCAACCAGCACCCAGGCCACUCCGGCGCCCCGAGAAAUGACUGUGGACACUUUUUACUUGCCACACCAUGGGCAUCACGGGGGCGUAGAGCCAAAGGGUGGACGGAUGAAAAAGUGUGCUGCUGUAUACCAUGUACAUAUUUGUGUACAUAUUUGUAACUACGAUUAGCUUUUAGCCCAUUUGAGUUGUACGCUUAUGCAGGAUUUCGUUGAGGCUUAGGUUUAGGUUAGAUAUUCUAAUUAUCAUAAUUAAAUGUAGCCCACAAAGAGCUCGUUGAACGUGGGAUUCCCUACCCUGCUAUCACUGAUUUUAUACUCACACCUAAGAAUUUACUUUGCGCUACUUUAAAUAAUAUUUCCCUCAUAAUUCUUUUAAUAAUUCUUUACUAAAAAUUCAUUUUCCUUGUUCGUUGCUUGCAUUUUAUUUUUACUAUCAUAACUUUGUUACGUUGAAUUUCCAAACAUUUCUCUCAAUUUUACAGUUCCUACUAAAAGUUCUGAUUCUCAUUAAAUAAUUUACAAGUUCACUUCGCACUUUUUCUCAGCAGUUUAGUUCGGGCUGCCUUUUCGGAGAUUUGUAUUUCAUUUGCACGUACUCAUAAAUGAAGCCUGACUAGAUCUAGGCUUUUUCCACUCGUAUUCCGCUGAGCUAAAGAGUAUUAUAAUUAUAGGAAUAUAAAUAAAUUAAAUGUGGCCUUAGCAUGUUUUAUGAGCGCAGGAAGGAGAAACCAAACUAAGUGCUCAUACAAGAAAUCGGGAAAACAAAACCAAUAGGAAAUAUGAUACGGGAAAUUCCACUAACCAAAACGACUGCCGCAAGAAAAGCUUUUUUAUUAUAUACUUUCAAAAAUGGCUGUUUGAGAAUCCCUAUCGCAUUUCUACUUCUUUUCCACUCUUCCUUCUAGUACAUAUGUAGUCCUUUACACCCUCUUUACACAUAUGUAUGUAGGUAACUGCCUCUUUGCCUUUGACUUGUCAUCUUUUCCACUUUUCCAAACCAAAGGAUUACCUUGCAAGAGGAUCGAAGAGAGCCUCGAGCACAUUGAUUGAAACCAAUAAUAAAAUAUACCAAGAACAAUAAUCUAUUGUAUAAACUUCGAACCUAGUCUACUUAGAGUCUUAGAAUGGCAUAUUUUCCUACAAGCAUACUACAAAAUAAAAUUGUGUAACAUGUUUCGACAAGAAAAACAAACGGUGAUAAUAAUUUUUUCUACCACAUAGAAACGCAACUCCUUGACUCACUGUAAAAACUAUAAUGGAAAUGAAUUUGAUCUGAUCCAG